CUGCAGUUUUGCAUUGGAUUUAGCUGAUCUAAUCUCAGCAAGAGGAGAUCCAUGUACACCCCAAGUGGCUCGGUAUUGCCCAGUGGGCGCAGGCGAAGAGGCCAAGAUGGGAGUACCUUGCCAAAGCAGCCAGAAAGGAGCCUGGCUUCUGCACUGCCUGGUGCCCUCUCCAUAACUGCCCUGUGUACUGCACUGGCAGAGCCUGCCUGGUUACGGAUUCAUGGGGGCACUUGCUCUCGCCAAGAGCUGGGCGUGGCUGAUGUACUUGGAUAUGUUGACCCUGAAUUGCUUGCAGACUACUGCAUGAACCCCCAGACAGUAUUGCUACUUCGGGUUAUUGCUGCUUUUUGUUUCCUGGGAAUUAUCUGCAGCCUCUCAGCCUUCCUGUUGGAUGUCUUUGGACCUAAACAUCCUGCUCUGAAGAUCACACGGCGCUAUGCAUUUGCCCACAUCCUCACAGUGCUGCAGUGUGCCACAGUGAUUGGGUUCUGUUACUGGGCCUCUGAGCUGAUCCUCGCGCAGCAGCAGCAGCAUAAAAAGUACCACGGCUCGCAAGUCUACGUUACGUUUGCUGUCAGCUUUUACCUGGUGGCUGGAGCUGGCGGGGCCUCCAUCCUCGCCACGGCUGCCAACCUGCUGCGCCACUACCCCACCGAAGAGGAGGAGCAGGCCUUGGAGCUCCUCUCUGAAAUGGAGGAGAACGAACCUUACCCAGCGGAGUAUGAAGUGAUCAACCAGUUCCAGCCACCUCCGGCGUACACACCAUAAUGCUACCGUCGGCUGACUGGAGGGAGAGGGCCGGGGCUUUCAUUCAGUC
Messenger RNA from Euleptes europaea (tarantolino), 817 nucleotides. RefSeq names its product transmembrane protein 127 (gene TMEM127). Lineage: Eukaryota; Metazoa; Chordata; Lepidosauria; Squamata; Sphaerodactylidae. Gene Ontology annotation, biological process: negative regulation of TOR signaling; negative regulation of cell population proliferation. The transcript has 3 exons. Bases 52 to 768 code for a protein of 238 amino acids. Gene Ontology annotation, cellular component: membrane. The record is from RefSeq and is a predicted model, not a curated record.